Molecule: messenger RNA, 990 nt
Organism: Aspergillus steynii IBT 23096
Lineage: Eukaryota; Fungi; Ascomycota; Eurotiomycetes; Eurotiales; Aspergillaceae
Exons: 3
Coding region: 1-990 (329 amino acids)
Source: RefSeq, a predicted model, not a curated record
AUGCGUGCAAUGCAGUCUCUAACGAACAUUCUUGCCGCAGCUGGUGUCUCUACAGUUAUUAGCCGUGAAUCUUUCAGCCACUAUGGUGAAAGCCUAGCUGGUGUCAGAGCCGAGACACAUUACACGCAGUUCGACGUACCAGUCGAUCCCUACCGUGCUCCCGGCGAUCUAUCCAGCGGACUAUUGUUUGGAAUCUCGCCUGAACCAUUUGGUCAGCCUGGAAGUGGAGAUAAGCACCUUGCAGCUUACUCGUAUCGCCUUCCAUUAACUGAUGUUGAGGAAAACAGGCUUCCGAUAUACAAGCCGGAUGGUUACGAUCCAUCUCACUAUGAGCUACACCGUCGUUAUCUCCAGGCCGGUGGAAAACUAUAUAUACCUCGGCUGAAAGGAAUUCCCAACCGAAAGACCGAUCUAAUCGGCUCUGAAGCAGUCCUUGCGACAGACCUACUUGGAAUGAAUGAUGACUGGCCAGCUGUUGGUUCUCAAGAACGACAGAACAUCCUCGACAAAACUGCCACAUUCACCAAGGGCCUAAUAUGGUUCUUUGCGAAUGGUCCAGCUGUGCCUCUGGACAUCCGUAACGAAUGGUCCCGGUUCGGCUACUGCCUCGAUGAAUUCCCUGACAACAACCACUUCCCGCGUCAGCUUUACGUGCGAGAUGCACGGCGAAUGGUCUCCGACUACGUGAUCACCCAGCACACAGCAUCAGAGCACGACGGGGAAGAAGAAGACCCGUACCCCGUUGCCAUUGCGUACUGGUCCACUAAUACGCAUUGGGCUGUUCGUAUUGAGCAUCAGUUCUGGGAGCUUGGUCAGGCGUGUGCGAAUGCUUGCGAUAUUGCGUUAUCAGAUACAACUGCCCCGAUGCCAGUCCAGGAUGUUCCGUAUGGACUGCUGAGAGAGAGAUUGUUGAGCCAGAAUGCAGUGCUGGAUGUGGCUUUGGUAGGGAAGCCGGACUUUUCCCUGCUCGGUCCUAAUCCGAAGGCAUAA